AUGCCUCGACUCAAUCUUUCUUGGUGGCUAACACUAUCAAAUCCCUCAAAGCACCUGACUUCAAACGGAAUGCUGACCUCAUUGCUUUCAGCAUCAAUGCUCCUCCUAGCUCCUUUCCUGCAACCUCUUCCUCAUCUCAUACCUUCUCUGCUGAAGGCUCCAGCCCCACCAAACCAGACCUCAGGCCUAGCGUUGAGUUCAGAGAGGGUCGCAGGCGCAGGAGAGGUGAUGGAACCUCUGUCACUAACCAUGCCUCUUCCAACUCCGCAUCCAACCAGAACGGUGUGUCUUCCUCCAACUAAUGACUCAUCUUACAAAAAAUUCUCCACCUCAUAUGAAAAACUUCACUUCCCUCCCAUCUUUAGCACUUCAUUCGGCCCAACUACUCUCCUCUACUCUACCCCUGCCCCUGCCCUAUCUAAUCCCAUGAGCUACGGGGAAGGCAUCAGCAGUGGCUGCACAACUGGCUUUAGCAUUUACCAUCCGACUAUCGAACUUCCCCUGGACGAACUUUUAGGCGAGGAGUACGAUGUCUACAUGCGAUCCAUCGGGCAGUACGGCGUGAUGCCUUAUCAUGACUCAUGA
Messenger RNA from Suillus discolor, 585 nucleotides. RefSeq lists its product as uncharacterized. The record is from RefSeq and is a predicted model, not a curated record. The transcript has a single exon. NCBI's taxonomy places the organism in Eukaryota, Fungi, Basidiomycota, Agaricomycetes, Boletales, Suillaceae. The coding region runs from base 1 to 585 and encodes 194 amino acids.